Messenger RNA from Sparassis crispa, 1209 nucleotides. RefSeq lists its product as hypothetical. Bases 1 to 1209 code for a protein of 402 amino acids. Gene Ontology annotation, biological process: maintenance of rDNA; regulation of exit from mitosis. NCBI's taxonomy places the organism in Eukaryota, Fungi, Basidiomycota, Agaricomycetes, Polyporales, Sparassidaceae. The transcript is spliced from 5 exons. The record is from RefSeq and is a predicted model, not a curated record.
AUGUCUCUCCGCCGACUCGCCCAGCAUAACGUUACUGGGGUUCCAGUCACGCCGCGUACAUCCAGCUCGGCCUCGUCGUCUGGUGCGGCGUCCCCGGUGCCUUCUACUCCCGUCCGCCCGCCGUCCACACCUCGCACACGCCUCGUGUACCCCAUCUCUCCAGUCUCCUCCCCGUCUUUGUCUGCGUCAGUUGCCUUUGACUGGGAUGCGGUACGUUUGCGUCGAACUCCGCCGUACGCUACUCCUCAGCGUGUAAAGGCGCUCCGUAAAAGCGAUGUGGGCACGCCUGGGUCGACAAAAGCCACGCCGAGUAAACGAGUAGUGCGGAAAAAAGGAUUUGUCGAGCGAAUCACCUCCCUUCCAUCGAGGAUCGCGUUUGAAAUCGCCCUCUUCCCGCACAAUGUCCCACUGCCCGCUCCCAAGACCUCAGCAUAUCUGCUUGGUGGUUUUGCCCACUUCAUGCAUCUUUGCAUAUGCGUCUCCCAGAUUCGCCGCGUCCCUGAUUCGGACCUCGGCUGGGAGGAUAUGUACCGCGAGGGCGAGGGGGAUUCAUGGUUUGACUGGACCGUGCCCACAACCGCUCUUCUCUUCGCUGUCGCGAUCCUCAAUACAAUGUACCUUUUCACACGUACGCGGCUGUAUCAGCUCAACCUCGCGACCGAGCCUGUCUCUUCCCCGCAUGCUACAUUCGUAGAACGGCCUCGCGUUGUGCGGGCACACGACGAUGACGACGAUGACUUCGGCCCUGCGAAACCAACUUCCGCGCGCUUCAUGUCUUUCUUCUCCUCGGCAUUCUGGAGUCUCUGGCGUGCCUUCGUUAUAUCCGUCCGUUUCUUGCUAAAUUUCAGUCCAUCGACGGACCGCACGCCUGCUAGGAGACGAAGGGCGGAACGCCUGCAGCAGCUGGAGGUCUGGGCGCCCGGUGAGCUCGAGAACGUCCUUUUUGCGAUAUAUUCUCCAGUGCAUGCGCUACUGUGGACGGCGGUGUCCAGUGCAAAUUGGAUGCGAAUGCUUAUCGUAAUGGCCGUGGUCAGCGCACAGCUGCGUGCGGUGACAUAUUCGUACGAAGCACUCCUCAAGGACCGCACAAUUAUCGCUGCGGAAGUACUCCAUGAGUAUGACGAAAAGUUUGUGUUCCCUCGUGUGAACCCCGUUCGUAAAGAUGCAGCGGUGAUGACACACCAGGCAGAGAUGGUUGAUUUUGAGUAG